Blastomyces dermatitidis ER-3 is the source of this 1529-nucleotide messenger RNA. RefSeq lists its product as uncharacterized. The record is from RefSeq and is a predicted model, not a curated record. Bases 14 to 673 code for a protein of 219 amino acids. Lineage: Eukaryota; Fungi; Ascomycota; Eurotiomycetes; Onygenales; Ajellomycetaceae. The transcript has a single exon.
CUCACAUACAGACAUGCAAAGUCCAGCCGCUGUAUACCUUCAAGAACUGCGUAUCGCCAUCAGAGAACAGCUCAAGUCCCCAACACAUCUCUUCCCCAUUGUCCCGCCUCGAUUUGCCAGCGCCAUCGAAUUAGUCCUUGAGGCAGCGGGCAAAUGCUUCCUUGAUUUCCGGGUUAUACAAGCCGUGUAUCACAAGCGCCACUACUACACCUGCUCCAGAAGAGACCCCAUACACUAUAACGAACACAUAAGCACCAUCAGCCGCCUCUUCCAAUGGAAAGCCCAGUAUCCCGGGCCCAACAACCCAAACUUACUCCCCACAGCAAAGCUGCCCUGCCACGCGGUCCAGCUACACCCGGAUAAGCGCGAGUAUGAGGUAUUAAUCACGCGUGUUGGAGAAAUGAAGCAUCUCUUUGUGACCGUGACGUAUCUGGCUUGGUGUAAUGCGAAGAGGAAUCUGGAUCAUUUGAUUGCCAGUGCGUUUGUCUGGCUGCCGCAGUCGGAGGAGCUGAUGAUUCGGAGUUGGUGGGAGGGGUUUCUCCGGCAGAUACCGCCGUGGGAGGACAUGUUGGAGAGCAUUCAGUUGCCGGAGUGGGAGGUUGUUAUUGGGGAUUUGGAGAGCAAGAUUACGGAGGUUGUGGAUUUGGAGGGGGAGUGGGAGCGGUUAUGUUGAAGAUUUUCUUUUGGUUCUCUCGUAAGGCUUUGUUUUUUUGGGUUGGAGAAAUGAGUUUACUUUUUUUUCCUUUGUUCGUUCUGCUUUUCAUCUUUGUUUUGAAGCUCUUGUUCAUGGGCUUUAACUUCAGAUAAACCGUGCGUCAUAGCUAACGUCUGGCAUUUGGUCAUGAUUCGGGGGUUGGUUUUGAAAGGCGCAUUUCGAGUAGGAUAUUCGUCGGGCAAUGGCAGGGAACUAGAUAUCAUAUGAGGUGUUCUAAGGGAGGGGGUUUUAGCGGAAUGGCAUUGAAUCUCCUUUUUCCUUUCUCUUUUAACGCGACAGAGAACAACAAUACAUCGAUCGCGGGAAAGGGGGUUGGUAGACGCUUGCGUGUUUGCAUAUUUCAACUGCUUGACACCAUAGAUGUGCUUGCCAAUCACAACGCGGUGACCAUUUCUCCUUUCUUUGUCCAUGUUUUCUUCCCAUCGGAUUUCUGUUCCCUAUCUAUUUGUAGCACGUUAGGCUCAGGCGACUCAUACGAUUGCGGGGAGUGGUGAUGGGGAGAGAAGUGCGUUGGAGCUUUGCUUUAAGGGAGUUUUUGGUCGCAGAAUCGAUCCGAUUGAGCAAAGUUGAUUUGUGUCUGCGGGAAGAAACUGUUAAGGAGAGAGCUCACAGCAGACCUCUCACGUAUCGUCUAACCUUUGAUAGUCGCUACCUUUGUCCUCAUUGCUUUGAUAAUUUGAAUACCUUACUGCCAAGGGGAAUAUGUUUUGUAUUUUUCCGAUAUCUUCUUGAGGGGAGCUGCUGCUGUUCUGCAGAGUACACCUGCAUAGAUAUUCAGCGCAUGUUUCAAUAUCAUUUCACAAGCGCAGGUACA